This is a messenger RNA of Ictalurus furcatus (blue catfish), 2308 nucleotides long. RefSeq names its product kinesin family binding protein (gene kifbp). The transcript has 7 exons. NCBI's taxonomy places the organism in Eukaryota, Metazoa, Chordata, Actinopteri, Siluriformes, Ictaluridae. Gene Ontology annotation, molecular function: phosphatase activity; protein binding. Bases 2 to 1930 code for a protein of 642 amino acids. The record is from RefSeq and is a predicted model, not a curated record.
CAUGCCGUUAACCUCACUUGAGUCCAACAUGGCGUCCACCAACAGCCGAGAAUGGAGGGCGGUGUGCGAGAAAUUUCACCGCGCCCAAGAUCUUUCCGAAACAGAAUCGCGAAAAGAUCCCGAAAACGACCCUUUCCGCUCUAAAUAUAAAGCUAGGGAGCUGCUGAAGGAGAUUUACUGUACGGUAAAGAAUUUCGACGUAGACGACAGCGAGAACGAGGACCGGGAGCCGGACCGUCAGCCAGCAGAGCCUGCAGACGGGGAGGUGGUAAAUGGAGGAGUUAAUAAUAAACCGCACGCAGGCGACUCUCGAGCCGGACUCCGAGCCGCCAAACUCGGCGUGAUUGACUAUCAUCUGGGUGUGAACCAUAUCGAAACCGAGGAGCUCUCCGCUGGCGAAGAAUACUUAAUGAACUGUAUGAAAUUGCUGGAGGAGUGUACGGUAACACGGGAAAAUGUCUCGCUGUUCAUACAAGUCAGGAACCAGCUUGGCAUCUUAUGGGCCGGACGGGACGAAACCGAGAAAGCUCAAGGCUUUUUGGAAACGGCUGAGUCCAUUUAUGUUCACUACAUGAAAGAGGAUGGCCAACCACCACUGGAUUUGGUAGAUUUCUUUGUGCUAGAGGAAGAUGCACCCUCCCAACAAGAGAGAAUGAGGAGAUUUGAAAUGGCAUACACACACACGCUUUAUUAUCUGGCCCAAGUGUAUAAAUAUCUGGGUCAGUAUGAGAGAGCGGGACAGUACUGCCACAGCACAUUGCAGAGACAGCUGAAGUUCAGCCAGUUUGUGCCACUCGAGUGGGCUAUCAAUGCUGCCACACUGUCGCAGUAUUACAUCACCAAGACACGAUACAUGGAGGCGCGACACUGUUUGGCUGCAGCUAAUGUCAUUGCUGGUCUGGCUGGAGAAGUCCCUUCAGAGGCUGCUGCCAAAGAAAGCGAAGCUGAAUAUGACAAACGUGAGCAGCUACGUCAGAAAAGAGCUGAAAUUGCAAGGUGCUGGAUCAAAUAUUGCCUUAAUCUGUUACAAGAUGCCAAAAAGCUUCUGGAGGACAACAUUGGAGAGUUAGACUUGGACCGACAGGAAGAGCUGCAAAGUGCCCGACGGCAUGAGGAGGAGGAAAAAGAGAGAGGAAGAAAAACAGCCGUUCUCUUUGAUUCCGCUGACACGUUCGAUUCGAUUUGCAGCCAGGAGGAGAAGGUGAGCUGCAUACUUCCGUUGAACUUUGAAGAAGCUCGUGCCAUCUUUCUGGUGGGUCAAGGCUACGUGACGCAGGCCAAGGAGUAUUUCGAGAUGGAUGGUCACGUAACGGACCAUAUCGAGAUCCUUCAAGAUCACAGUGCUCUUUUUAAGGUCUUGGCCUUUUUUGAGGAGGACCUGGAGCGCCGCUGCAAGAUGCACAAGCGGCGCGUGGACAUGCUCGAGCCCAUCUGCAAGGAUCUGAACGCUCAGUACUACUUGCUGAUCUGCCGACAGUUGCAGUUCGAACUCGCCGAGACCUUCUAUGAAAUGAUGGACCUAAAACUGGCCGUGGCUGAAAAGCAGGACCAGCCGGACGCACACACCAUAAAGAAGUUCAACCACUUGUGCUCGGCAUCCAUCAAGUACUACCAAAUGUUCCUCGACUCCAUCCGUUCACCAGAGGGCAAGUUUCCUGAAAAACUCGAAGACGAUUUGCUGAGACCGGCACUUGUGGCGAAGUUUCGUAUUGCUCGACUUCAGUCCAAGAUCAUCUCAGGAAACCUGGCCACUCAAUUGGAGAAUCUCAACCUCUCACUGGAGUCGUACAACUUUGUUGUGCAGUAUUGUGAGGAGCACCCAGAAGCCAAGAAGGCUGUGGAAACUGAACUGGAGCUGAGUGAAGAAAUGGUGACCCUCCUUCCUAUGAAGAUCAAUAGAAUAGCAUGUAGCAUGGCCUCCUCUAACUAAGAUGAAAUUGUGAUCACUUUAUAAAGAUGAUUACAGGCUAUAAUGAGAGCUGACAAAAAUCCUUCUGUUCCACUUUAAAACCAUCAUAUUACAGUAGACCAGAGUGUAUAUACAUUUUCCAGUCUCCAUAAUUAGUGAUACCCCAUUUUCCCAAUCUAGUCUAGCUGACCUAUCAUUCACCUUUACUUGUACAAACAUGGGAGCAGACUAGCGUUUCCUGUACUUACCUUGCUGAACUGCAUGAUUCAGUUAUCACUAAUAUAUUUAAUGUUACAGUGCGUGGUCAUAUCUAUCGUAUCUGAUCAAGGUAGAAAAUGAAAUAUAGUGUAACUGUUAAAUACACUUAUGCUUAAUAAAUAAAUUAAUUUGUUUUCGUUA